Molecule: messenger RNA, 724 nt
Organism: Dermacentor silvarum
Lineage: Eukaryota; Metazoa; Arthropoda; Arachnida; Ixodida; Ixodidae
Exons: 3
Coding region: 219-686 (155 amino acids)
Biological process (GO): carbohydrate metabolic process
Cellular component (GO): vacuole
Molecular function (GO): beta-galactosidase activity
Source: RefSeq, a predicted model, not a curated record
GACACGACUAUGGCUUCCUGAUUUAUAGGACUACAGUCAACGUGGUCACCGCGGCGACAGCGGUGCUUAACCUGCCGGCGCUACGCGACCGGGCUUACGUUCGCGCCGGAGGCAAGCAGUUCAUCUUUUACAAUCAUGCCGUCAGUUAUGGCAGCAUAAAGUUAUGGGACACGAUUCCUGUGAAGAAAGGAGACAACCUCUCCAUUCUCGUGGAGAACAUGGGAAGGGAGUGCUAUGGCAUCAUAAACCACGACGCGAAGGGGCUCACACAGGCCUACCUGGGGGGAUAUGCACUCAAGAACUGGACUAUUGAGGCCGUUCCCAUCAACAAGAAUCGAGACAUCAGCGAACUCCUACGCAUCGUUAGAAGACAGGGAAACGGAAGCGUUCCCGGUUUCUUCCACGGGACCUUCACCCUGAAAGAAGGACAGAAUCCUUCCGACACAUUCCUGAACCCGUCAGGAUGGAUCAAGGGCUUUGCCUUUAUCAACGGUUUCAACCUGGGCCGCUACUGGCCUCCUGCAGGACCGCAGGUGACGCUGUACGUGCCGGCCCCGUACAUCAGACCUCAUCCAGAAGAGAACCGUCUGCUACUCUUCGAGACGGAAGGAGCGCCAGCGAAUCGUACUGUCAUGUUGGUCGACAAACCGUUUCUGGACGCAGACAUUGCUCGCCCGAGGUCCUGAAGGCGGCUCUCGGCUAAUGCGAGAAACUGCGUUCUUCA